AUGUAUUACUACCUGCCGACGUUACCAAUAAGUCUAUUCCGGCUAACGAACCGCGCCGCUAGACUGCUCAGGCUUGCAAAUCUGUCUCGUAUUUUGCUUCACGGCAAUGGCUGCUCCGCUCGUGGAGAAGUGGGGAUGCGGCGGGCUGAUGUUGUCUACAACAGCUGCGCAAUUUCUGUGCUUUUCGUUAUCAUGAUACUGCUGCAGUUUUCGGAGAUGGGUGGCGAGACAGGGUCCAGGUUUUGGGUUGCUUCAUUCGCUGCCUAUGCGGACCAAGACGGCGGCGGUUGCGGUGGCGACGAUUUGAAAUUCAGGAUUGUGUGGAAAAUCUUCAACACCGCGUUUAUUCCGGUUAUAUACCUCUUCUUUGCAGAAAUAUCAAACCGGACUCUGGAAGACCUCAAUGCAUACUACCAGCCUGACCCGACUCUCCUCGCAAUCAGAAAUACUGAUGCCAUCUCUGUUAAGCAACCCUUAAAAUAUAUCCAGCAUGAAGACGAGGAGAUGCGAAAGAACGCCAAGGCCGGAGGUGCAAAUAUUCGGGAAGAACGAUUCGCAGUUGGUAGAACAUGUGGAGUAAGCAGAUCGACAGAAAGGCGAGACAGUGCAUUUCCAUGA
Molecule: messenger RNA, 618 nt
Organism: Aspergillus nidulans FGSC A4
Lineage: Eukaryota; Fungi; Ascomycota; Eurotiomycetes; Eurotiales; Aspergillaceae
Exons: 4
Coding region: 1-618 (205 amino acids)
Source: RefSeq, a predicted model, not a curated record